Messenger RNA from Aphanomyces invadans, 2733 nucleotides. RefSeq lists its product as hypothetical. The transcript is spliced from 15 exons. The record is from RefSeq and is a predicted model, not a curated record. NCBI's taxonomy places the organism in Eukaryota, Oomycota, Saprolegniomycetes, Saprolegniales, Verrucalvaceae. Bases 13 to 2706 code for a protein of 897 amino acids. Gene Ontology annotation, molecular function: calcium ion binding. Gene Ontology annotation, cellular component: membrane.
GUCGGCGAAACCAUGAUCGUCCGCACAAUAUCGACGUCGACGGCUGCAUCGGAGCAUCGGACGAAGUUCAUGCAAGCAGCCGCACGUGUUCAGAUGAUGGGCAGGGCAUUGAACCGAGGGCAAGGCUCCUCUGAAGCUGCCAACCAUGUCGACAAUAGGUUGAGGGAUCCACGACAAGUGUCCGACCAUGUGGAACCCACGGCAUCCCUCGGAGACCAGGAGCCAAGUCGUUUCAAUGUGGCACAUUUCCUUUCAAACACAGAUGACCUCUUGACGCAUGUGACGCAUGUCGACGAUGCUGUCGACUGCACAGCGUCGACAGCGACGCCACGUAUGUCCUCUGGCUCGGCACCAUUCCCGCUACAACAGGGCGAAGCAACCCCUCACACCUGCGCAGAUCCAUCGUUGGUCCCAACCGUCGCAGUUGUUCAAAACGGUGUAGAAUGGGGCUUCACCUCCAUGACAUUGUGUGAGAUCGGCAAGUAUGUCCGAGAUCAAUCGGUAUCUUGUGCUGACACGAACGACGCGAGGCCACCGCCCGACGGCGGGACCGCCGCCGUCGAAGUGAAUAUGCUCGCAAAAUCCAUGACCCAAUGCAACGAACUCAACGACGACAUGAUCCACCGCGUCGAGCACCUCUCUGAACUCCAGCAGGAGGCGCUGGGAACUAUCGUACACAAGGAGUCGCUCCUCCAAGUGACCAGACAAGUCCUCGACAUGCUGCACUACGUUGCAUUCAUCGGGGUGUUUGUGGCCACGACUUUGCAUGGCCGUCACGACGACUCGACGUACAAAAUGGCGCUGAGCCUCAUGGCACAGCUGCAGGACAAACCGUGGCCAGCAAGGGUCUCGUCCGUUUCCAAGACCUUUCGCGAGAGCGUCGAGAGCAUCGAAGAGCUGCACAAGUACCUCUUGGGGAGCUUUUACGAUGUCGUGUACUCGGGCGGGUCGUUCGACGGAGACAAUGCAUUCCCCCCUGGCAACGCGUACAGUCCAAGGGGCGUUCUCGGAGGGUACGGAGAAAUUUGGGGACCCAUUCGCAUCGGCCAGGUGCGAGUGGACGGAGUUCCGUGCUCGGGCAUGCUGAUCGAGACGUCGCCGCACCUGAAGAAUGAAUCCACGUUGUGCUAUCCAGAAUACACCGCCAGCACAGCCAGCCACGCUUCGUUUGGCCAUCACGGCGCCACGUACUCCUACGACUCCGUCCCGCCGUCCGUCGAACCCUCCAUGUUAUCGCAUUCGGCAAGGCUGUACCCUGCGCCGGGAUUCAACGUGUACUUGCCCAACCAGGAGAGCGAACGUUGCAACCGCGACACGUUCGAGCACUGCGACGUGUACGACCAGCUCAAAGCGAUCGAAGAAACCAAAUUCUUCGACCGCGCCACUCGAGCUGUCUUUAUUGACAUGGCGGUGUACAACCGCAACUUUCGGGAUGUGUCGGUCGUUCGGCUCUACAUUGAAGCGUAUCCAGCGGGGGGCAUGGAGCCGCGGGGGUUGAUUCAAACGGAGCGCUUGUACGCGUACAGUUCGUCCCACGACGCGGUGAAAAUCAUCGGCGAAAUCGCCGUUUUGAUCGCGGCGACGCAUCAGCUCUAUCGCAUCUAUCGAGCCCCUCCAUCGGGCCGCCACGUGUCCACCCAAGUGCAUGUGGUCCACUUGCUCCUGUUUUACGUGAUUGCAGCGUGCAAGUGGCUCUCGUACGUCCACUUGCCGGACCCGUCUGCGAUCGCGUCGACGACGUAUUUGAAUUUUCGAACGUCGAUGCAAUACUUUUGGGUCGGCGAGUGUGUUGCGAGCGUUGUGUGCCUCUUGGCGUGGAUCAAGGCCUUCUACUACCUGUCGUUUGUCCCGCAGUUCGCCCAGCUCAUGAAAACAAUCUCGAAAGCGUCCAAGGAAAUGUUCGGCCUCAUGCUCAUCUUCCUCGUCUCCCUCGUUGGGUCUGCAAUGGCGUUUAACAUGGCGUUUGGGAUGCGGCUGCACAACUACCACACGUUCUGGCGAAGUUUCUUGACGUUGGUCCAAGUGAUUAUCAACAAGGUCGAGCUCGAAGCCCUCGUGGAAACCAACCAAGUGCUCGGUCCGCUCUUCUUUUGCGUGUUUGUCGUGCUCAUGCUGUUUGUGAUCUUGAACAUGUUUAUCGUGAUCAUCACCGACGCGUACAUCGACGCCCAGCGGGAACUGGAACUCAUGCACGACUUUCAACUGAAAGUGUCGACCAGGGAAAUCUUGCAUCACUUGUGGCACGACGUCGUCCUGAACCUGCGGUGGAUCGGUCCCCAUGUGUUUCAGCCACUACAUGACGGGAUAUCCCGCGCCAUCCACGUGCUACAGAGGCUCCAGGCGGACUCACCUCCCCCUGUCACACGACUCGCUCACGAAGGCACGGUGGCUGCGGAACUGGAGGCGGUGCUUCGCUUGAAACAAGGGGCAUCCUUGUACCAUGCGAAGGCAGCUGCAGUGGACUCGACGAGCGAGUCGCUGGACGGAGAAGGAGCUGUCGUGCCCGUGGAGUCGGAGAUGAGUUCCCACGACUCGCACGAUGACGAGCGGGUGGCCAGCCUGUUUGCUGCGAUUGCGCAAGAAUACGAGGAGGGCGUCGCCGCGACAAAGGUAGCGUUAGCCAGCCUCAACCGCGCUCCACACGAAGCUGCGCUCCAUACGAUACAGGCCAACCUCGAUCGAUGGCUCGACCUAGCGCACGCAUAAACACCAACCUUAAGAAUACACAAUCGC